This is a messenger RNA of Penicillium coprophilum, 1614 nucleotides long. RefSeq lists its product as uncharacterized. The transcript is spliced from 2 exons. The record is from RefSeq and is a predicted model, not a curated record. NCBI's taxonomy places the organism in Eukaryota, Fungi, Ascomycota, Eurotiomycetes, Eurotiales, Aspergillaceae. Bases 1 to 1614 code for a protein of 537 amino acids.
AUGGAUGUGAUGGCUAUUCCUGGGGUGCCGAAGUCAUGGAUGGCCCAUCCGACGCAGUACAACGCGUCAAAUGAUUAUAUUUCCGCUUACUCGUCAGGUUUUGGGAGUCCGGGCGAUAUUGAUAAACAAAUCUCCUCUUCCCCAGAUUGGUACUCAUUCUUCUAUCCCUCCACAUCCACUUCUCAUUUGGACCUUCCCCCACAACAGCCUUCCCCAACAAUCGACGCACAACGUCCUCGAAAAUCACAUACAGCCACGAUGAACCAACCUCAUUUGCCAGGACAUCCCAUGACUCCUAUGGAGGGCAGACGCUACCUGCCCAUCGGAGUGGAAGACCCUCGCACGAGUGCAUAUUCGCAGAGCGUGUCUCCAUUCACAACAGGGUUCAAACUCAACAGCACGCUUUCAAGCAAUGGAAGCACCUAUUGUGAAUCCAAUCCCGAGUCUAUUGAGCAGCUUGAUGACCCUUUCGUUACACGGAACAUGGAAGCGCACGCUGGGCUGGUUCAUCCAACACCACGCAGCAGUCUGUUCACGGGGGUUGGUCAUUCCUUCCUCUCAGGCACCGAGGGAACCUCGUCCUUUUCAUCCCUCGGAUCCUCGGGAGCCCCAGGGAGCGAGCCAGUCUUAUCCAGCACUCAAUUCAAUGUUCCAAGCUCGAAUGUUGCCGUCUACCACAUGGGCACGUCCUUCAAUCCUCAGACACAACACGCACAUCUCGCCCCGUCGACCACUCCUCUCGAUGGGAAACCCGUAAAUUAUGACGAGGACUACCCUUGGCCUUUGUGUGAAUCAACCAACGUUGAGAUCUGGUGUCCUACCCGCUACUCUAAUGGCUUAUCGGAGGACAGCGACUGGCAUACCCACAACCUGUACAAUUCAUACAGUUUCCCAUCUGAAAUCAAUGAACCUGUGGCUCAUGGCUAUGGAAUGGGCACUGGUCUAGCCAUGCCAUUUUUUGGACCUGCACUUGUCCCUUUGGACUCAUCCGCAUUCAUGAACCACCAGUCUUACCUGCCCCCUUAUGUACCCUGCCUACCUACCGUUGAGGCUCCUCCUCGAUAUCAACCGACCUCACAGCCAGUUUCUCCCAACAAUAAACUCAAAUCAUCAGACCAAAAGCCAGCGAAAAGUCUCAGUCCAUCCUUCUCAAUCCCAAUGACCGAUGGGGGAUGCUCCCCGCGGCCGAGUGGAGAAGAUCAAAGCGGCAUUGAAACUAGCCUGCACUACAGUGACAAGCGGAACAGAUUCCUCAUUAACUGCAAGCGUCGUGGGCUGUCAUACAGGGACAUCAAGCGAGUGGGUGGGUUCACGGAGGCAGAGUCUACACUGCGAGGCCGAUAUCGCACUCUCACCAAGUCCAAAGACCAGCGAGUGCGGAAGCCCAAAUGGCACGAUAAGGAUAUUCAACUCCUUUGCGAAGCUGUCAACGUUCACGCCGAAUCACAUGAUGGCUACAGCUCGCUCACCAACACCAGCAUGAACAUUAACGAGUCACCAAAGGUAUCUUGGAAGAAGGUUGCCGAGCAUAUUCGGGGAAACGGCGGUUCCUACCACUUUGGCAAUGCCACAUGCAAGAAGAAGUGGUGUGAGAUCAACAAUAUUCCCAUUUAA